CGGCGCUUUCUUUGACCUAGAAAGGCGCGUCACUCUGACAGAAAACGAAAACAUCCGCCAAAAUCAAAACAAAACUACAAAUAUCAAGUUGCAAAUCUAGAAAAUGUACAACAAAACGGUGCUAGAAAAUGUAGUCGAUUGGUUAAUAGAGACCAAAGGCACUGUCGUUAAUGUGGCCAGUCCCCUUCUGUACGAGAUCAUCGCCAGUGUCGUGUUUCUGUUGAUGAUCACUCGCGGACGGAAGACAUGGAUGGACUGCAUGCACUUGUUUAGCUUUGUGGAGGGUAUCUUCUACCUUGCUAUUCCCGAAAACUCGUUUGGUGUAUGGGUGACCGGUGUGAUGACUGAGAGCCAUGCCUCCCUGAUACGCUAUAUGGCCUUGGUGGUAAUCACCUGGGCCCUGACCUACUUCCUGCUCAGGAACAGCACCGACUCCACUGUGCAGUCCAGCUUCAUGCUCUCCUUCCUUGCAAUGUUGGUGUGUAACCUGAUGGCAAUGGGAUACCUGAUGACUCACAAUCAAACCAAGGCCAAGGUCAAAAUAGAGGAAAAGGGGUUGUUCCUAUUGUUCUACAUGUCCCUGCUGGGAACCGUGGGCACACUGUUCCACACACUGUUUAUGAGGGACUGGGGAGGAUAUGGGGAGAUUGCCAGUCAUGCCAACCUGCAUACCAGGCUCCACUUUGUACUCCUGCUCCUGUCUGCAGUCCUCAGCUAUGCCCUGCCCUCCUGGUGCCUGAAAAUGGCUUUUCCGCAAGUGAAGUCAUUUGACACGGUACAUGUGCUGGUAGAGAGGGGUAUUGGAGCCAUUGCAUUCGGUAUGGCAUUUCUGGUGCUGAGGGUGCCCAACUUCCUGAGACAGAACGACAAGGAGGCUGUAUUGGCAGCACAGUGGCUGAUGAUGGUUGUGACUGCUUGCUAUGGUGUAUACCAGUACAUUACUGGGUGGAACAUUUACACUACUGGUCUCAUCGUAGUGGGAGUUAUCUUUGAUCUGAUUGUCUUUGCCAACAUCACAGGUGCUCUGGACAGAGACGUGUCUGUGUUCAAGCGAGUGGUUCUACCAAAGUUUCGAGCUAUACCAGGGGAUCUGAAGCAAUUCUUCAAAAUGAAGACUAUGUGAAUAUUCAGCAGUUCUCAAUUACAUCAGAGAUUGACAUGAUCAUGAGAAGAACUUAAAAAAACAAUUUUCGUACAUGAAAUGUCUAGCAAUCGCUCUGAUCUGUCAGGCAUUUUCAAAGUGUGUGGGUCACAUUGUUUUGGUGUUUUGCUAUGAGCAUUUUAAAUACAAACUGUUAACAAACACUUUGAAUUUUUACCUUACAAAUAUUUUGCUGUAAGUUUGAAUUUUUUUUUGAAGAGGGUUUUACCUUACAGCAGUAGUGGGGUAGCUGAUUCAAGUAAUGAUAAUAGGUUCAGCAGAAUUAAAUCAAUUUCUUCAUAAAGAUGGAAAUGGGAAACAAAAUAUAAUAUUUUUAUUUGUAAAAUGUUCACAUCAUUGUAAAUGAAAGACAAUUUGUUCCUACAUGUACUUGAGCAUUUCCAGUUUGCAGAACAAAUCUUUUUUCAAACAAGAAAAUCAACAAUAUUUGAUUGGAUGUUAGAAUCAGGUUUAUGAUGAUGUUUUUGAAUGUUAUGCAAUCAAAAAUACAAAAACAGCAAAUGAAGGCUUUUCGAUUUUGUAAAAUUUUUCAACGUUGAUUUAAUAUUUAUGAAUUUAGACUUAUUCCGAAUCACUGAAUUCUUGUCAUGUUUUAUUUGGCAAACAGAUGAUUAUAAUUGAAUUUUGUGUUCUUGAUUUAGAAAAUUUGGAAGAGUUUUGUUAUGGAAUUAGCUAAUGUAUUGUAUAUCAUGACAUUUUGCGAUUAAUGAAUAAUUGAAGUUCACUUUUCUUGUGCAAAUCAUAUCUUUUUUAAAUGAUAAAUGGAAUCUUAUUGAAAGCUUGUUUGAUUUUUUUAUUAAGAUCAAUAUUUGUUUGAGGAUAUUCAUGACUUGAUCUGUUUAUGUAUGUAGUUUUUGUAUACAUGAGUUCAGUGUUAGUGAUAUGUAAAUGUUUAUGAUACCCUUGAAGCUGUUUACUUGCCAUACCUUCUACAGGCAGCAACUCAUUGUGCAAUUGUCAUGAAAGGUUAGUUUUACUUGUUUAAAAACUUAAUGAGUUUGGACAGUCUUUUAUAUAAGCAAUAAAUAAUGUAUGUAGUCUAAUGACAACAAUAAUUCAAGCUAGUGGUUAAAUGUAUUACCAUAAAGAUUGUAUACAAUGUUUUUAAUCAGCAUGACAUAUAUUUUUUAAUGAGUUUUUCUUGGAACAAUUGUUCAUUUAAAAUGUUUUUAAAAAUCUCGUUCAUAUAAAUUUUAAUAUAUCCCGCUGUUUUAAUCAUUUAAUUAUUUUCUUAAAUGUGCAUGUAAUUUCAAUUAAAAUUUUUAUCCCGUAUGUCGAGGUCAUUUACAAUGUGUUGUUGAACUUUCAAAACUUUUGUAUUUUACAUAAUGCGUAUAUUUUUAAUAAACCUGUACAUCUA
This is a messenger RNA of Dreissena polymorpha, 2522 nucleotides long. RefSeq lists its product as uncharacterized. NCBI's taxonomy places the organism in Eukaryota, Metazoa, Mollusca, Bivalvia, Myida, Dreissenidae. The record is from RefSeq and is a predicted model, not a curated record. The transcript is spliced from 7 exons. The coding region runs from base 104 to 1123 and encodes 339 amino acids.